This is a messenger RNA of Penicillium macrosclerotiorum, 1092 nucleotides long. RefSeq names its product ankyrin. The record is from RefSeq and is a predicted model, not a curated record. NCBI's taxonomy places the organism in Eukaryota, Fungi, Ascomycota, Eurotiomycetes, Eurotiales, Aspergillaceae. Bases 1 to 1092 code for a protein of 363 amino acids. The transcript has a single exon. Gene Ontology annotation, molecular function: protein binding.
AUGAAGUUGUCAGACCUGCCCCACGACCUCCUGCUCUGUAUCGCGGACUAUCUACCCAGACGGCGCGAUAUCGCCCACCUCGCUCGAGCCUAUCGUAACGCCUCUGUCUCACUCCGGCAUUAUCUGCUCUGGCGGAGUAGGGAUAUUAUUCUAUUGAUUGCUGCCUCUCAGGGCAAUGAUGACCUGCUUCGAAGAGCGCUGGAAUGCCGGCUGGACGUGAACCGUCCCGAACCGGUUGCCGAGAACACGCCGCUCAGCCUGGCGACCAGAUACCGGCAUUUGUCGACGAUCAAGAUUUUAUUAGCCGUAGACGGUAUCGACCUCUUUACGAGAGAUACUGAGUCCGGUCAUACGCCGCUGCAAUGGGCAGUCAAGGCCAACGAUUUCGAGGCUAUGAGGUUACUGCUCAGCCACCCUAGCAUGAACACCGAGGCCGUGGGCGAUGCGCUCGUCCUAGCUAUCAAUCAGAAUCAAGUCGAGGCAGCGCAGGUCUGCAUGUCGUUUGACAUCGACUUGAAUGCAAUGUACGAUGGGAAGACCCCGCUGGCCCAUGCAGCCAAAAGGCCCGUGAAGACUAUUCGCAACAUGCUUCUCGAUGAUGAACGGGUCAACCUUGACUGCAUGUGCAGUCAAGCUACGGAGUUUGGGUUUUAUGAGGGUGGAGUACCAAUAAUGCUCGUCCUCAUGGAUAAGGCCUUCUCUUCCGAAGAGCUCUCAUACCUGCUGGGAAAGCGGACGCGAUACAAUCUCGAGGUCCGUGACGCCACAGGGAAGAACGCGCUUCAUAUUAUGGCGCAACAGGGCUAUCUUGCCGGAUGUCGGAUCCUACUUGACGAGUUUCCUCAUUUCCUGACUCAGAAGGAUCGCAACCAGCAAACUCCUUUCUUCUAUGCUGUGGUCGGUGAGCACCUCGACAUCUGUCUUCUGUUCUUAGAACAAAGCUCCGUCGAUUACGGGAUACAGAACGAGAAAGGGCGGUUAUUGCUGCAUGAAUGUGGUCUCUCCGGUGACCUGCAUCUGCUGCAGGCAAUUCAGCAUAAGACAGGCACGAGCCAGUUCAGCCUACGGGACCGUGAUGGCUUUCCCCCCUGA